This is a messenger RNA of Podarcis muralis (Common wall lizard), 646 nucleotides long. RefSeq names its product small nuclear ribonucleoprotein polypeptide E (gene SNRPE). Gene Ontology annotation, biological process: mRNA splicing, via spliceosome. The record is from RefSeq and is a predicted model, not a curated record. Gene Ontology annotation, cellular component: spliceosomal complex. Gene Ontology annotation, molecular function: RNA binding. Lineage: Eukaryota; Metazoa; Chordata; Lepidosauria; Squamata; Lacertidae.
CCGGAAGUUCUCUUAGCUACGUCGGUGGAGCGUCGCCCUGCGCGCGUGCGAGGAAUAAAGCGAGGAGUGAGAGGAGUUGACCGUUGGCUGCCCCGUCCCGCCUAAAUCGGCUCGUCCUGUCGGGGGUCGCUCCCAGCCCAGCUGCCAGCCAUGGCGUACCGCGGGCAAGGCCAGAAGGUGCAGAAAGUGAUGGUGCAGCCCAUCAACCUCAUCUUCAGAUACCUACAGAAUAGGUCCAGAAUUCAGGUGUGGCUGUAUGAACAGGUGAACAUGAGGAUAGAAGGCUGUAUUAUUGGAUUUGAUGAAUAUAUGAACUUGGUUCUGGAUGAUGCUGAGGAGAUUCACUCCAAGACAAAAUCAAGGAAACAGCUGGGUCGAAUCAUGUUAAAAGGAGACAAUAUUACUCUUCUACAGAGUGUUUCUAACUAGAAAUAGUUAUUGAGUCUGUUUUGCUUAUUAUUUUAAUCUUUAAAACCUAUAGAAGAAAACAUGCAGUGGUGUAAUGGUAUCGCUCCCAAUUCUACCAUUGGUGUCUGAAGUGUGAAGAAUGAAGCCAGUUACCUAAUUUGUGCUUGCAUAAUUUUCAAUAACUUUUCUACAUUGGUGUUGAAUUGUAGUUCUUUAUAAAUAAAACUUUUUGUUAGUA